This is a messenger RNA of Rubroshorea leprosula, 1590 nucleotides long. Lineage: Eukaryota; Viridiplantae; Streptophyta; Magnoliopsida; Malvales; Dipterocarpaceae. The record is from the annotation of a GenBank genome assembly.
AGAUAUAUUUUUUUAUUUUUUCAGGGUUAAUUACCAACGUGAUUCUCAUCGGUAACUAGGAAUACAAAAAUCAAAAAUGGCGCCUGAAAAAAUUGGCACCUAAAAUUUUGGAGAUGAUAUUACGAAUUACUUAAUGUUUAAUUCGAAGAUAUUUGUGUAGUUCAGACGUCGUUUUUGUCGGUGAUUUACUAAUAUGGCCCAAAUUGCGAAGCAUUUUUCUUACAUUGUCAGACGUGAUGUUCGUCGGUGAUUAGCAUAGGGCUCGAGGCUCCUCUAUAUGUGUAGACGUUGUGCUUGUUGGUAAUUUACCGACGUGGGAACUAGAGAUGUUUUCCGGUGGACUGUUCCGGCUCCCUAUUUGCAAGAUGUUCUUUGUCGGUAAUUAUGAGUGCGUUUACCGAUGUGAUUUUCAUCUACGUCGGUGAUUGAAUUGCUGAGCCCGGCUUCACCGAGAAACCCAUUACCGACGUGAUUCAAGUGGGCAUUUUCUUUCACCGACCAGAUUCCCUCUUUUUCCAACAUGGUUUCUCGUCGGUGAUACAGUGAAUUCUUGUAGUGAUGUCUUGUCUAAAUACGUGGUUGAAAGGGGCAGCUACAGCCUUUAGUUGUGGAGUGGGGGAAUUCCCGGUUAUCUAUUUGGCGUUGCCUGUCGGUGGGAACCCAAGAAAUAAAAAGUUGUGGAGCUCGGUUGUGAAAAAGUUUCGUGCCAAACUUGCCAUCUGGAAGUUUGCUAUCCUUUCCUUUGGGGGCCGCCUCACUCUGCUCAAUUCGGUACUUUCUACUUUACCUACUUUUUAUAUGUCUUUACUUUUAAUGCCAAAAGCAGUGAUUUCUAAGUUGAUUUCUAUUCAAAGGAAUUUUUUAUGGGGUGGGCCUGAGUUAAAAAGGAAGAUUGAUUGGGUCAAGUGGGAUCUUAUUUGUUGUAGUAAGGAGAAAGGAGGUUUAGGGGUGCAGGAUUUACGUAGGAGAAAUUGGGCGUUAUUAGGAAAGUGGUGGUUUCACUUUGGUGAUGGUGCGGCGAAUUUAUGGAAACAGGUGUUGAGGGAUAAAUACUAUGGGGGUAAGGAGGUGGUAGAUAUCACUGCAGUGGACACUUGGCAGCUGUCCAAGAUUUGGGGUGACAUUAUUCAUAUAGGAGGGAUUUCUGAGAGGCUACGAAAUAUGCUAGUGAGAGGGUUCAAGUGGGAGGUGAGUGAUGGUCGAAGGGUGGACUUCUGGAGGGAUAGUUGGGUGGGAGAUAAACCUUUACGAGACUUAUGUCCUAGAUUAUAUGCAUUGAGUAUGAACCGAGAGGGUAUGAUUAGUGAGAUGGGGGAUUGGGAAAGGGAUAGACUUAUGUCCUAGAUUACGAGUGACCCAGUUGCUUGUGCAUUGGAGGUGAGGAGGCAUAAAAAGGAACUAAAGAAGUAUUUGAAGCUGAAACAGGGGCAUAUAUGAUCGGCAGUGGGGGCUUGAUUGCUUUUGGCUGAUGUGUUUUUAUCAUAAAUGAUGUCAGUUUUGCUAGGUCUUUAUUAUGAUGGUUUAGUCUUUUAUUUUGUAAAUGGGUUGGAGUACUCCUUGUACUCCUAUUAAUAAAUUAUCUUAUUUUGC